AUGAACUGGAACGGCUGGUAUCGUCUUCUGAAUCAGGGAAAUAAUAUCCGGAUGCCAGAAUUGUGUGUUAGUCAGGGCAUGUGUAGCACUGAUGUCCCUCUCUGGCUGAAUGGUUCUCACCCACGUCUGGAAGAUGGAGUGGUCACUCGGAAAGUCUGUGGAAGCUGGAACAAUGACUGCUGUUAUUUCAAGUCCUUCCCCAUUCAAGUGAAAGCUUGUCCGGGAAAUUACUACGUAUAUGAGUUUGUCAGUCCAGCCAUCUGUUCUUCAGUCUACUGUGCAGAUAUUGAUAGUAUUACUCCAGUUGAUGACCCAGAGAUCCCAGAAUUUAUAGAUCCUAUGACCACAACAACCACUACAGUGAUGAUGGACCCCUGCACAGAACAGAACUGCACUGAGGAUGAGUGGUGUGGGGAGAGAGAUGGCAUCUAUGGCUGCUUCUGUAAUGAAAGUCAUUCUAGAACAGGAGACGAGUCUUAUGACUCCAGAGAAACCUGCGAGAGCAGCUCUGGCACCAUGUCUCUGUCCCGCUGUCAGCUCUUUGAAGCUGGUUUCCCUGUUAAUGUCCUGCACCUGAGUGACCCCAGCUGCAAUGGAACUCUCCAAAACGGCAGACUGGUGUUCCACUUUGAUAACGAUGACCACAUCUGUGGCACAAAUCUCACGGCCAACGGUACCCACUUUGUGUACGAGAACUCUAUCCAGGGGGUAGCAGACUCAGCAGGAGGACCCAUCAACAGAAAGAAACAACUGGAACUGCGUUUCUCCUGCAUUUAUCAGCUCAGCCAGACACUCACCAUGGACAUGGAAUUCAACCCCCUGCAGAGCAUAGUGCACAAGACCCUUCCAGAUGGUCAGGGGAUGUACCAGGUCAGGAUGAUUCCCUAUCAGGAUGCUGCCUUCUCCCAUCCUUACGAUGGCAGUGAGGACAUAGUGGUGGACCAGAGGAUCUAUGUGGAAGUGAUUGUUAAGGGAGUGGACAGCCGUCAGAUUUCCACAGUGAUAGAUUCGUGUUGGGCCACUCCUGUGAAUGACCAGAACUUUGCUGUCCGCUGGGACCUCAUCAUUAAUAAGUGUCCUAAUCAAGAUGAUAAGACAGUGAAAGUGCUUCAGAAUGGUGUCUCCACAACUGGCCGUUUCAGCUUCAAGAUGCUGGCCUUUAAUAACUACUACUCCAAAGUUUUCCUCCACUGUGCCAUCCACCUUUGCCUUCUGCAGGGCAACAACUGUGCAGCGAACUGUUCUCCUGGACAGCAGCACAGAGCUGGCCGGUCUGUGGACAUCCACGACAAAGCCUCCAUCUCUGUGGGACCUUUUAUCUGGACUGCUGGAAGCACAGGUGAAUGAAAACAGUCCUGCGAUGUGUGGAUCUCUGGUCAUUCUCUUCGAGUCUUCUCUCCUUUAAUGACAAUAUUAAGACAAUCAAAAUAUGUGAUUUCAUAUUUUAUACACUAAUCAAAUCUCCAUUUAGCUGAGUGUAGCAUUAGAGUCUCAUUUUGACCAUGAAAGAUUGUUCAUUAUUAGAGAUCGUGAUUCAUUCGAGAUAUAGCAAAGAUAUGUUAAAGCUUGUAGAGUGAACAUCAAACACCUGUCAGAAUGCAGACAUUAU
Molecule: messenger RNA, 1609 nt
Organism: Colossoma macropomum (tambaqui)
Lineage: Eukaryota; Metazoa; Chordata; Actinopteri; Characiformes; Serrasalmidae
Product: pancreatic secretory granule membrane major glycoprotein GP2-like
Exons: 9
Coding region: 1-1347 (448 amino acids)
Source: RefSeq, a predicted model, not a curated record